AUGACUCGCCAUCACAAGAAACCUUGCCCGCACAAGAGGCUCUACGAAGCCGCGCAACAGCGCCGCAGACAAAGAGAGCAAGAGGCCGUAGAAGCUCUCAUGCUUCUGAGAGCAGGCUUUGGCGAGUUCGGCCUCUGGGGAAACGUCCCGGGUAACGUGCCAGGGACGCUGCCACUUCAGUGGCAGUCCAACUGGCAGCCCUUUCCCGGCUCGCGCCCGGUUUCGUUCGGCCCUGUUGCUGUGGGUGGCAGCAACCCGCAAACCACCAAUCCCACCACCACCACCACCACCACCACCAGCGCCGCCAACACUAGCACCAGGGGCACCAUCCCCAAUGGCCGCCCUACUACUUCUUCGGCGAGGCUGAACACACUGGCAGCGGUGGCUGCUAACAGCCGGCCACUGCCGUCGUCUUUGGGCCAAGCGAGCAACAGGCCCUCGCAAGACAGGGCUAACGGCUCCACAUCCGCCAGGGAGACCACCAGAGCCCGUUCGCGAGCUCCUUCACCAGAGGGCCCGCGCCGCUCGCAGGCUCCCUCACCAGAGGGCCAGCGCCGCUCACCAGCUCCUUCGCCCGAGGACCCAGGCUAUAGGGGUUCGUCUAGGCAGUAG
Neurospora crassa OR74A is the source of this 612-nucleotide messenger RNA. RefSeq lists its product as hypothetical. NCBI's taxonomy places the organism in Eukaryota, Fungi, Ascomycota, Sordariomycetes, Sordariales, Sordariaceae. The coding region runs from base 1 to 612 and encodes 203 amino acids. The transcript is spliced from 2 exons. The record is from RefSeq and is a predicted model, not a curated record.